Molecule: messenger RNA, 612 nt
Organism: Capronia epimyces CBS 606.96
Lineage: Eukaryota; Fungi; Ascomycota; Eurotiomycetes; Chaetothyriales; Herpotrichiellaceae
Exons: 2
Coding region: 1-612 (203 amino acids)
Source: RefSeq, a predicted model, not a curated record
AUGGCGUACGCGACGCAGCUGCAGAGCAAGUUCGCCGGCAAAGUCGGCGAGCCUGUACCAGAGUUCAACUCCGACCACCCUCUACACCCAGCGAUCGUCCACUUCCCAAUCGCCUUCAACACGCUCUCCUGGGGCCUGGACAUCGUGUACGCGUUGACCACGCUCUGGAUCAAGCCCGAGUUUCUGACCACGCGCUUCGGCGAGGCCUCGACCCUAGUCGACCUGACGCGGCUCUCGUAUUUCCUCCUGUGUGCAGGCCUGGUCACCACUGUCCCGGCCAUCAUGUCCGGCAAUGUGCAGCUGGUGGGGAUGAUCAAGAAGAACGGCGGGCCGUGGGAGAAGGACAGCCAGGGAAAAGCGAAGAGUACCAUGGUCCCACGCAUCAAGGCCACCAUCACCCACGCCCUCGUCAACGACGUCGUCUUCGCCGCCAAUCUGUAUAGCUGGUACAUCCGCAAGAACAACGGCACGGUCGCCAAAGUCCCAUCCGAGACCAAUCUGGUGCUGAGUGCUGUCUUGUUGCCGCUGCUGCUGGCCUCGGCCAAGAUCGGCGGCUCCCUCGUCUUCAACCACGGUGUCGGGCUGAAUCUGGGGAGGAAGAAGUGGGAAUAA